Chelonoidis abingdonii (Abingdon island giant tortoise) is the source of this 3695-nucleotide messenger RNA. The record is from RefSeq and is a predicted model, not a curated record. Lineage: Eukaryota; Metazoa; Chordata; Testudines; Testudinidae.
GUGGGUUGGCUCACAUGGCGCCUGCGCUGCUGAGGCGCCAGUUGCUGUUUGCAGGAAAGUUUUGGGAGCAGCAGCAGGAGCCGGAGGGCUGUAGGGUGACACCUGCAAGGAGGACUUAGCUGCCUCUUCCAGUCCUCUCUCUCGGAAGCUUUCUAGCCAAUGCAGGACAGUUGUACAUUGUGGAUCGCGAGGGAAAUGCAACUGGAAGCCCCAAAGUGUGUGUAGGAACCUGAGCAUUUCACUGAGGGGGUGAUAGGACGAGGCAGGUCUUGAGUCAGCGAGAGAUUCCAUCAGAAGGCAGCAGAGGAGCCUGGAGUUAUGGGACCAGACCCUUCACCUGCCUGAUCUUGCAAAGAAGGACACGUAGCUGUAAACCUGACUGAGCCUUGCAUGUGAGGAGGUGGUAAAUUGGUGUUCAGCAUGGCAGGUGUGCCAACUUUGAUCCUCUUCCUGUGCACUGUUAAGGAUGUUCUACCCUCCAGUUCCCACUGGAAACCAACCUGGCCAUCUUACAAAGUUCCAGUAAUCCUGCCACAAUCUACCCUUAAUCUAGACAAACCACAAUUUGAUGCAGAAACCAAACUGGAGGUAGUAUCCUCUUGCGGCCUAGAGUGCCACAAGCGUUCCCCGCUGCCGACAUACGAAGAAGUGAAGGACUACCUGUCCUAUGAGACCUUGUAUGCCAAUGGUAGUCUUGUUGAAACUGAAGUAGGCAUUUACAUUAUCAGCCGUGGCAGUGAUGGGUCACAAAGCAGAUCUCGAACAAAAAGGCAGAUCUAUGGCUACGACAGCAGGUUUAGCAUUUUUGGCAAGGAUUUCUUGUUGAAUUACCCUUUCUCCACUUCGGUGAAGUUGUCCACAGGUUGCACGGGGACGCUGGUGGCAGAAAAGCAUGUUCUUACUGCAGCUCACUGCAUCCACGAUGGCAAAAGUUACGUCAAAGGAGCCCAGAAACUGAGGGUGGGCUUCCUGAAGUCUAAAGUGAAACAUGGUAACAAAGGGGCUAAUAUCACGAGCUCAAAAAUGCCUGAAAAAAUGAAAUUCCAGUGGAUCCGAGUGAAACGGACACAUGUCCCUAAAGGAUGGAUCAAAGGAAAUGCCAACGAUAUCGGCAUGGAUUAUGACUACGCCCUGUUGGAGCUCAAGAAGCCACACAAAAGAAAAUUUAUGAAGAUAGGCGUGAGCCCACCAGCUAGACAGUUGCCUGGAGGGAGGAUUCACUUCUCUGGCUAUGACAAUGAUCGCCCAGGAAAUCUGGUUUACCGUUUCUGUGAUGUCAAAGAUGAAACAUUUGACCUCUUGUAUCAGCAGUGCGAUGCCCAGCCAGGGGCAAGCGGGUCUGGAGUGUAUGUGAGGAUGUGGAAGAGACAGCAUCAGAAAUGGGAGCGUAAAAUUAUUGGAAUAUUUUCAGGGCAUCAGUGGGUGGACAUGAAUGGCACCCCACAGGAUUUCAAUGUGGCUGUUCGCAUCACACCCCUCAAAUAUGCACAGAUCUGUUACUGGAUCAAAGGCAACUAUCUUGACUGUAGGGAUGGAUAAAGACAAUGAACCUUUCAGAAAGCACUUAAUAGCCUUAAUUACUUAUCCAAGGAAAAGCCAAACUUCUAUUGUUAUGAAUAUGUGUGAUUCUAUUUUGAAACACCUAGACAUAAUUUAUAAAAUUACAAGCGGGCCACCUUGUUCUUUGGAAGGUGAUUGUGUGACAUAAUUGCAGUUAGAAAAUGUUAAUUUGAGGAGGUAGAAAAACUGUUGGGAGGGAGAGCGAGGUUGGUAAACAAUGCAAAAUCUGAAGGUGUCCAAAGAGCUGUAUGAAAGGAAUGCUACUGGGUAACUCACACCUGCUUUGUUUGUACCUCAAACACAGGAUUAAUAGAAAUAUUUUAAUCUGAAAUUUUAAAUGAAAAUAUUUCUAUUAUAUUGGAGGUAAAAAAGGAUGUUUAACAACAAACCCCCACCUGCAGUGUUUGCCACCCACUAAUGCAUGAGAACCAGAAUGCAAGAGAGACUAGGCUUACAUUGUUGAAGGUGAAUGUCAUGCAAAUAACAUAUAGGGUAAAUAAAUAGAUGUGAUUUUUCCAAUUUUAAUGUUUGAGUGAUUUGAGGCUUUAUGAGUUAACAUAGGUAAGAAAAUACUUUUUAAACAUAUAGGGCAUAAUCAUGCAAAGCCAGGCAUGCAUGGAAUUGGAGUCACACAAGUGGUGCCAUUGAGUUCUGCUCACUUAAGUAGGGUUAUACGUGGGAUUAAAUUUUUAGCAUCUGGGCCACAGUUGUUAACAUGACAGUGUCCCUAUACUUAUAUUUAUAUAGAAGGUGUAUAGGGGAAGAGAGUUGUUUCCUUUUGUGACUUAUCUAGAUCUUUAAUCAAGGAAAAUUUCUAGCCCUCAGCAUCCCCUCCAGCAAUGCAAGCCCUUUGGGAGGGGAGAAGAACCAUCCUUAGUCUUUUUGGCUUCCUAAGUUGUAAGGCCUUAAAGUAAAUAGAAGGAGAGAAGAUGAUGUAGUUGUUACUGCAUUUUUCCUUCCAUUCCUUGAAAAUCAAUGCCCUUCUUCCCAUAGAUGGAUGAGAAAGAAAGAAAAGAUUUGUUAACUAGAUUUCUAUGUGUAUCUCUGCCACCCCACUUUGACAGUGUACCUUAACCCAGAUCUUGACUACUUAUUUUUUCUUACUGCAUUUGGGGCAGUUUUCUUUCAAAAUUGCAAGUUAUGAGCAGUUCUUGACACACACAACUCACCAGUUCUACAGCUGGUUUGAGCUAAUUGAAAGAGCCAAAUUGUAGGACAUAAUCCAAAAUAUGGAUAAAAUGAUGCACUGAUGUCUCUUGUAGACAUUGAUGCCUGUAAUUUUACUGUAGUAAAAUCAUAAUUCCAACAAAAACUACCUUUUUAUGGGUUGCGAAAACCCAGCCAAAUACUGUUGUGUAGCAAACAAUGUCAGUAAAACAAAGAACUUUCUAUACAUAAUAUUUCUCAGGUGGAUUACACCACUGUAUUUCAGUAACAUUGCUAGGCUGGUGUCAUGGCAGCCUGUCACCACUCUUUAAAUAGGAAGGCAGACACUGGUUCAAACUCCAGUCCCCAUUCCAUCCAUGCAUCUCCCACUAACUUCUGAAGCUUGUUGAGUUAUGCACAGAUGUUACCAGGGCAAAGAGCAGCACUGUCCAGCAAAAUGGCUGAGCUGAACAGAUUGAGUCUAGGUAGACUUGUUCCUGAGCUUAUUAUGAAAAUUGUAAUUCAGUUAAGCCUUAUUUUUCUUUCACUUUACUAAUUUUUGUGGUAUGGGAAACACACUCCUGAUGGUGCUUGAUCUUUCUAGAGGCUUUGGCUCUAGUUCUGAAAGCCAUUUUUGCUAGAGCAGCCUAAAGAUAUUUUUGAUAGCAGGUGCAGUGUUCAAAACUGUGGUACCCUUCCUUGCUGGGUGUUUGCACUCAGAUAAAUACAGUUACUAAUGCUUUAAAAUAUGACUAAUCACAAUAUGUAUUUGACAGACUUCUUCUGCCUUUUUUAUUCUAGAUUUACUUUAUUUUGUGGCUGUUAGCCGAGCACUUCUGUUUGAAUGUAUCACAGUGAAUAAAGAAAAGUAAUGGAAUUUCAGUGCAGACACUCUUGUACUUGUACCAUACCUGGGUUUGUAACUUCAGUCUCUUUUAGCUGUUACUUAUUUGUAAAGACAUUCAAAUACAAGCACAGUUGUAUCCACA